AUGCCUCCCUCGACCGUCUUCUCAUACUGGCGCAGAGAUCAUCGCCGCUCGAUCGCGCCACCAGUGUCCUUGCCCGCACCGACGUCAGGUCCCAAGAGUGCGACGGACAGCCCGAUCAGUCCUCCUCAGCUCCCCGAGAUCCCUGAUACCCCGACCCUCACCUCCCCGUUUGGCGAGUCACAGACACUCGAUGCGCCCCCAUGGAGCGAUUCACCGGUUGAAAAUGACGCGUCGAAGCGGAACGUCAACAGCUCUGUCGCUCCGUUAUCUUCCUCCGCCAGCUUGGCUGUCCCGUCCCCGUUAACCGAGAGAGAUAACCGCCCGCAUUCGAGUCCUGGAGAACAGGAGCCGGAGGUUGGCCUUACAUCACAGGCGAGCACGUCGCAACUCCCAGUCCCUGGCUUACGGCCUGAACAGGAUGAUGGAGAGUCAAAUUCAAAGCCGAGUUCGCCAUUUCGCUUAUCAUUUGGCAAGGGAUUGCGGAACUUGCAGGCGCCAACAGCUGAACCCCAGAGGCGCCCACUUAGCACUGGGCCAGGACCAAGCCAAUUUCGAUUAAAGACCUCGCCUGAUGAUUCACCAGCCGAGAAGACGUUUAUACCCGGGAGAGAGUUGAGGAUGGAAGCGCCGAGCGCGAGGCGAGUGAUUGAACGUGAUGUAUCAACCGAGAAUUCCCAUCACAAAUCCGGCAAGGCGAUGCUCCAUCUCUUGAACCCAAUGUCACUUCUCGCUCGCAGGCGAUCCUCACAGAUAGGUAGCUCACGUGUGGAUGAUGCGAAGAUCAACACUCCCGAUUUGAUACCCGCUAUCCCUGAUGACUAUGACCCGAGAAUUCGUGGAAAUAUUGUACACGAUUUUUCGGCUCCGCGACCGCGUCGCAAUGUAUCAUUCAAUGCGGCCGUUCCGCCCGAUGGGAAUAGCAGUUUGAAUGCCCGAGAGACCAGAUGGCACGAUCAGACCAAAAGACAUAGCGAUUAUUCGCCGGUGUUCAAGGAGCAUUUCGAGGACGACCAAAAAGUGCUACAGGUCGAAAACAAGGGCUAUCUUCAGUCAAGCUUGUUGACGAACCCCACCCAACAUGGUUAUGAGAGGUCAAUACCAGUGUUUGCCAGGAAUCUGCCUUCUUAUCUAUCGGAUGAAACUACCGAGACCGCUGAGCAGAAGGUAUCUUCACUGGUAGAGCUACCUGCAGAUGUGCCAGUGGAGCUGCCCGCCGAAGUUCCUUCAAAUAUACCGCAAGAGAACACCCCAACUCACCAGCAGGACCAAGACACGAUCCCCCAUGUACCUCAGCCGAGCUCAGGCUUGCCUCGACAUCUUAAAAGUAAUGCCUCUCGAUUCAGCUUUGAUAUGGGCGGCGUGGAAUCUUCUACCCAGGAGAAGCUGCUUGAAGAGAAACAUAAGGCCAAGGAAGCACAGCGUAAGCUGGAAGAUGGCUACUUUGAUGACUUUGAUGACGAGUUUGAUCAUGAUCUUAUGGAUGACUAUGAUGGCCUUGAGGAAAAGAUUCCCGGCGUUAAUGCUGAUGCCGACGAUGACGAUUACUUGGCACCGUCAAUGGUCAAGUCUUGGGCUGUACCCGGGCUGUCACCUGUAGUUGCAAGUCCAAUCACACCUGCCCCGCCUGAGAUCCCUGAAACUCUGAUGGGCACUGCUCCCGUCGACUUGGAGGACGAUGUUGAUUCAAUUUACGAUGACGAGAUACUCGAAGAGGAACUGGAAUCCGUUGACGAGCCGCAAGAGGUGCAACGACCUCUGCCAUUGAGCGUCCAUAACCCAGAGGCCAAUCCUCAUACAAUACCCACCAUGCAUGUAGGCCCUCCUGUACUAGAUGAUGAUGACGACGACCUAUACUUUGAUGACGGAGAAUUCGGGGACCUGACUCUUGACGAUCAGGAUGCAGGCUUCGACGAGUCUGUCUUUGAUGAUGAGACUAGUCAUCUCUAUGAACGGAAGCCAGUGGCCCCACCACCGGCACGACAAGCAUCUCAGAGCACAAUCCGCAGCGGGGAUGCUCUUGAAAGAGAAUUUCUCCUGGACGAGGCCGCCAGCCAGGGACUCAAGCAUAUGCCUAGCGUGGCUAGUGAAUUCGGAGUUGGCCCCGUCAAGCGUGGCCCACUUGGUGAGCCAAUACCCAAUAUGGGACCUGCUCGGGCUCAUGGAGGAGUACUUACUGAGCGAAACCUGGAGGUGCUGCAUAAUGCUCUGGCAUUUGCCGCCAAUGAAGCCGCUACUCAAGGCCGGUUCGAACGUACUUUUAGUACAAGCGACCGAUCUGUCGCACAGGAAAGUAUUUCUCAAGCGUCGCACACGGCCGAGUCCCAGCCUGGUCUCGUGUCGGAUGACAGUCGCCUCAGCCAAGGGGCAGAUAUGGUCGGCUUUGACGAUUUCCUCGACGAUCAAAUCUACGACGACGAUGCGUACUACGACGAUCCCAUCGUUGCUGCGGCCAAUGCUGAAGCUCUUGAGAAUGACGACGAGGGCUUCUACGGGCAAGAGUUUGGCUUCUAUGCUCAAGCACACGGUACGUGUAGCAGCGAAAUGACCAAUGGUGGAUACUUUGGUCCCCGCGGCGUCGAAGGGAUUACUCGCCAUCACAGCAGUCGCGGCAAGUUCCAGGAACCCAGCCUGACUCCCAUCACGGAGCGUAGUGAAUGGAGCACUCGCAACUCUGUAAUCUCAUUGAAAGCGCAUGGUGGCACCCAUUCAAACCCAUCCCUGGCCAGUCCCGGCUUGGCGCAGCUCGUUGAUCUGGGCAACAUGGACGACGAGAUGUCAUUGAGUGCAUUACUCAAGCUGCGUCGUGGCGCCUGGGGUGGCAGUAAUGGUAGCUUGCGCAGCAGUGCAGGUAGCCCGCCUCCUCAUGCGCUCUCGUCCUCCAACCGUGGCAGCUUCAUUGCUGCCUCGGAGGCGAGCCCGUCCGAGGCACGACCCUCUGUGGAGGAGAGUUUGGCAAAUAUUGGCUAUCACCAUGACGAUGGCCAUGUUUAUCCCACCUCACCGCUUCGAGACAGCCGUCGCGGAUAUCCCGGCGAGUUUCCGCCAAGCGGAAUGGACGGUCCGAUAAGCAGCACCGACCACCACCACGAAGUGCCGAGCAUCGGCGCUCAACAACAACAACAAUCACAACUCCAACAUGCCAAUGUUGUGUAA
Messenger RNA from Penicillium cataractarum, 3153 nucleotides. RefSeq lists its product as uncharacterized. NCBI's taxonomy places the organism in Eukaryota, Fungi, Ascomycota, Eurotiomycetes, Eurotiales, Aspergillaceae. Bases 1 to 3153 code for a protein of 1050 amino acids. The record is from RefSeq and is a predicted model, not a curated record. The transcript has a single exon.